AUGCGUGGCGCACUAAAACCGCCUUGGAAUCCUGCAAAAGACAAGUCUCUGAUGCUUUUGCCUUCCUACCACUGCUAUGGUUUCGCCAAUCUCAUGGUUGACCUAUUGAAAGGGUAUACGAGCGUUGUCAUGAAACGCUUUCAACCGGACCUAUUCUGCAAGACUAUUGAACGCCAUCGGGUGAGCUUCUGA
Cooperia oncophora is the source of this 192-nucleotide messenger RNA. The record is from the annotation of a GenBank genome assembly. NCBI's taxonomy places the organism in Eukaryota, Metazoa, Nematoda, Chromadorea, Rhabditida, Trichostrongylidae.